AUGUCUCACUCCGACCCCCACGACACUCACCAGGGCCUGCAUGAUAACCUCGAUCAGAAGCAUUCGCCUUUUCCCGAGCCUGCUGAUCUCCCGAGAAACGAUGAAAUACAAAAUACCGAAACCAAGGAAACCCAAAACUCCCAUUCAGUUACAGAACCAAAAGUCGAGGUCUUUUACGAAGAAAGCUGCUCGGACGGCAAAUAUCACUGGACGAUAGAAUCCCCGCCACAGAUCUCGAAAGAGGCUGCCAACGCUUUGGGGCGCGCCGAUAUCAAGCUUUUCAAGAUCAAGGACCAUGACAAAUUCGUUUUCAGUGGCAGGUAUCCCAUGAAACCCUACCGUGUCGAGGUGCAAAACCCUCUGUUGGUUGGUGCUCUCGCGCCCAUCGUCAGAAAGGAGAACGUACAUCUCGACCCUCUAGCCGUUGCAGUUUUCAAGGAGCCCUUUUACCCUCUUUGGUUCCGGCACGAGGAAAUUGUCGACCUCUACAACAAAAUGCAAGGUGACGAGCUCGAACCUCUCCUCAAGGCGUUCAUUUUUGUACUUGCCGAGCUAUUCCUGGAACUGACUGCAAAGGCGGCUGGACUCCAAGGUAUUGGCCUGACCAACUUCAAGAUAGCCUGGACAUUGUUUCCUCGCGAUUCCACCGUCUACGGCCGUUCGUUGAACUCCGAGUUUGUCGGCAAAGUCGAUUCAAUUAAAUACGAGGGGUGCCCGGGAGAGCGCCGGCUUCUCAUCACUUGCAAGACUAUUUCUGCCUCUGGCGGGGGCUUCUUUUGGGAGCAAAGGAUCAUGACCAUCCCGGAAUUUACUGGCAACAAACCAAUUCAUGAACUGGGCUGCUGGCGCCUUUGGUUACGCAAGGACAAAGAAUUGAUCACGGAGCGUCUCACUGCGCGAGGCAGAAAGGUUCUUGAGCUGCAGGGCUUCGCACAUUGCACUUACAAUGGUAUCGUCGUACGAAAAACAGAUUCCACCACUCUGAGGCGCAAUGUGAACGGCCGCAUCGUAAUCGAUCCACAGGGCUAUGACAAGUAUUGCUUGAAUCAGGGGCAGCGAGAGAUAAAUGACCCUGAGAAAGACUGGAUGCUCCCGACAUUCGAAGAACUCAUCUUCAUGAGCGAGACAAUUAGUGGUUUCUCCCUGAAGGAUAAAUUGUGGUUCCAAUUCUUCGUCGAAGACAUUCAACCCAUUGAUUGGCACGACGAAGCUUACUCGGAUUUCGUUUUCCACGAGCAGAAAAAAGAACUGGUUCUUUCCCUUGUUCUGAAUCACAACAUGAACAAUGGCACUUCAAGGGCUACGCAAGAUGUCAUUGUAGACAAAGGAAAAGGUCUCAUUGUCAUGCUCUCGGGCCCUCCUGGCACGGGCAAGACUCUGAUGGCUGAAGCCAUCGCAGAUCAUCUCCAUCGGCCCCUCUAUCGCCUGGAAGCCAAAGACCUGGGUACUCAGGCCGCAUCCCUGGGCACCAACUUCAAGCGCGUCUCAGAGCUGACAACGGCGUGGAAUGCGAUAAUCCUACUAGACGAGGCAGAGGUCUUCAUGGCCCCGCGGGAGCCCGGCCAUGUUUCGCAAAACGGAUUGAGCAGUGCCUUUCUUCGCGAGCUCGAGUAUUUUAGUGGCAUCAUCUUUCUCACAACACAUACGAUCAAGACAGGUAUCGAUAGUGCGUUCCGCGGCAGGGUCAGCGUGCACCUCGUGUUCCCCCCCUUCACGCAGCAGACGCGUGAGAAAGUCUGGAGCAUGUUCCUCAACCGUCUGUCGCAGCAGAGAAGACGUAUCUCGGAGGGAAGGGAAGACGUGGCGCCAGACGAACCUAACGACGAACCCUACGCCAUAUCGGUGGAUGACAAGGACGUCGCACAGUUGGCUUUAUGGGGACUUAACGGCAGAGAGAUCAAGACAGCCAUCCAGAUAGUUCACAACUGGUGCUGUAACAAGAACUGCGAGAUGACGCUGGCCCGGUUGGAGCAUGGAAUUCGACUCGUGAGCCCAUUCUCUAGCAAAGAUAUGGGGCUAUUCGACGAUUCAGGUUGA
Fusarium vanettenii 77-13-4 is the source of this 2037-nucleotide messenger RNA. RefSeq lists its product as uncharacterized. Gene Ontology annotation, molecular function: ATP binding; ATP hydrolysis activity. The record is from RefSeq and is a predicted model, not a curated record. Bases 1 to 2037 code for a protein of 678 amino acids. Lineage: Eukaryota; Fungi; Ascomycota; Sordariomycetes; Hypocreales; Nectriaceae. The transcript is spliced from 2 exons.